Molecule: messenger RNA, 2112 nt
Organism: Neogale vison (American mink)
Lineage: Eukaryota; Metazoa; Chordata; Mammalia; Carnivora; Mustelidae
Gene: GYS2
Product: glycogen synthase 2
Exons: 16
Coding region: 1-2112 (703 amino acids)
Biological process (GO): glycogen biosynthetic process
Cellular component (GO): cytoplasm
Molecular function (GO): alpha-1,4-glucan glucosyltransferase (UDP-glucose donor) activity
Source: RefSeq, a predicted model, not a curated record
AUGCUCCGAGGCCGAUCUCUAUCUGUGACAUCCCUGAGUGGGCUUCCUCGGUGGGAAGUUGAAGAACUUCCUGUGGAAGAUUUACUGCUUUUUGAAAUUGCUUGGGAAGUAACCAAUAAAGUUGGUGGCAUCUAUACGGUGAUUCAGACGAAGGCCAAAACCACAGCAGAUGAAUGGGGAGACAAUUAUUUUCUGAUUGGACCAUAUUUCGAGCAUAAUAUGAAGACUCAGGUAGAACAGUGUGAACCUAUAAAUGAUGCUGUUAGAAAAGCAGUGGACACAAUGAAUAAACAUGGCUGCCAGGUGCACUUUGGAAGGUGGCUGAUAGAAGGAAGUCCUUACGUGGUGCUCUUUGACAUAGGCUAUUCAGCCUGGAACCUGGACAGGUGGAAGGGUGACCUCUGGGAAGCCUGCAGUGUCGGCAUCCCUUACCAUGACCGAGAAGCCAACGAUAUGCUAAUAUUUGGAUCUUUAACCGCCUGGUUCUUAAAAGAGGUGACAGAUCAUGCAGAUGGCAAGCACGUCAUUGCCCAGUUCCAUGAAUGGCAGGCAGGAACUGGACUGAUCCUUUCUCGAGCUCGGAAACUUCCCAUUGCUACAAUAUUUACCACUCACGCCACACUGCUUGGGAGGUAUCUCUGUGCAGCAAACAUUGAUUUCUACAACCAUCUUGAUAAGUUUAACAUAGACAAAGAGGCUGGGGAAAGGCAGAUUUACCACCGGUAUUGCAUGGAGCGGGCCUCUGUCCAUUGUGCUCAUGUGUUCACCACGGUAUCGGAAAUAACAGCAAUAGAAGCUGAACAUAUGCUGAAGAGGAAGCCUGACGUAGUUACUCCAAAUGGCUUAAAUGUUAAGAAAUUUUCAGCAGUGCAUGAGUUUCAAAAUCUACAUGCCAUGUACAAGGCCAGGAUACAAGAUUUUGUUCGAGGUCAUUUCUAUGGUCAUCUGGACUUCGAUCUUGAAAAGACUUUGUUCCUUUUCAUUGCUGGGAGAUAUGAGUUUUCAAACAAAGGAGCUGAUAUCUUCCUAGAAGCCUUAUCCAGGCUAAAUUUUCUGCUGAGGAUGCAUAAAAGUGAUGUCACAGUGGUGGUGUUUUUCAUCAUGCCUGCCAAGACAAAUAAUUUCAAUGUGGAAACGCUGAAAGGCCAAGCAGUACGGAAACAGCUAUGGGACAUUGCACAUUCUGUGAAGGAAAAUUUUGGAAAAAAACUCUAUGAUGCAUUGUUAAGAGGAGAAAUUCCUGACAUGAACAACAUUUUGGAUCGAGAUGAUGUAACAAUUAUGAAAAGAGCCAUCUUCUCAACUCAGCGACAGUCUUUGCCUCCAGUGACCACUCACAACAUGAUUGAUGACUCCACCGAUCCCAUCCUCAGCACCAUUAGACGAAUCGGACUUUUCAACAGCCGCACAGACAGAGUCAAGGUGAUUUUGCACCCAGAGUUUCUAUCCUCCACCAGCCCCUUACUACCUAUGGAUUAUGAAGAGUUUGUCCGAGGUUGUCAUCUUGGAGUAUUUCCAUCAUACUAUGAACCAUGGGGCUAUACUCCAGCUGAAUGUACUGUGAUGGGUAUCCCCAGUGUGACAACCAACCUUUCCGGCUUUGGCUGUUUCAUGCAGGAGCACGUGGCUGAUCCUACUGCAUAUGGUAUUUACAUUGUUGACAGGAGAUUCCGCUCUCCGGAUGAUUCCUGUAAUCAGCUGACUCAGUUUCUCUAUGGAUUUUGCAAACAGUCACGCCGCCAAAGAAUUAUUCAGAGAAACCGAACUGAGAGGCUCUCUGAUCUUCUGGAUUGGAGAUACUUGGGCAGAUAUUAUCAGCACGCCAGGUACCUGACAUUAAGCAGAGCUUUUCCAGAUAAAUUCCAUAUGGAGCCUACAUCACCACCCACGACAGAAGGAUUUAAAUACCCAAGGCCUUCCUCAGUUCCACCUUCUCCUUCAGGGUCUCAGGUCUCUAGUCCUCAAAGCAGUGAUGUGGAAGACGAAGCAGAGGAUGAGCGAUACAAUGAGGAAGAGGAGGCUGAAAGGGAUCGGUUAAAUAUCAAGUCGCCAUUUUCUCUGGGCCGUGUUCCUCGUGGGAAGAAAAAGCUGCACGGUGAAUACAAGAACUGA